Molecule: messenger RNA, 2207 nt
Organism: Nomia melanderi (Alkali bee)
Lineage: Eukaryota; Metazoa; Arthropoda; Insecta; Hymenoptera; Halictidae
Molecular function (GO): CoA-ligase activity
Source: RefSeq, a predicted model, not a curated record
GUGUUGCAUUCUGGCAACAUCUUCCUCGACUUUUCAACCGCGAAAACUAUCGUGACCAAUUCGCCUACCCAUCGAAACGACGGGGAAGAAUACCGUAGAAACUUUAGUGGCAUGUUCGUCGUCAUCGAAUUUAAAUGCCAACUACUCCGGUAUCACUCAAUUGGUUGCGUGCGACUGUGCAGAGGAGGGAGACCAAGUGCACCGUAAAAAACAAAGCCGAGCUCCUAAUGGUUGUCACUGCAUAGACGGUUAGAGUGUCAGUCGCAUUCGCUGGCCGGCUUCUAGAGAAUCAUCGACGAUGGUCGCGGAAAGCACGAGGGAAAAUGAGGAGCCACUCUUCACAAUCAAAAACAACGUGCUCAUAGGAGUUAAGAGACCGAUAGAAUAUAAAUAUAGCUGCAGUGCGAUGUUAUUGUACGACUCUAUGAAGAGUAAUUCGAAUUCUAUCGCUCAGGUGGACAUUGUCACGGGAAAAGAGGACACUUACGGGGAAAUGCUGGACCGCGCAGUAAAAUGUGCUCUGUGGUUAAAGAAGCAAGGAGUGAAGAAAGGAGACAUUGUCGCAGUGUCGACCCACAAUCACCUGGAUUGCUUCAUUCCGUGUCUCGCGGCGAUGUUCAUUGGUGCCAUAUUCAAUCCAUGGGAUUAUGGGAUGAAUACCAAUCUCGCGCGCCAUUUUUUGGUACUGACUGAGCCGAAAGUGAUCUUCGCGAACGAACAGUCAGCUGGGGUUGUGCUGGAAGCAGCGAAGAUCGAAACUGUCGACGUACAAGUAGUCACUUUUGGCGAAUAUUCCGGCACUAUACCGUUCGCAGAGAUUCUUCAGGGUCACGACGAGUCCGAAGUUGAAGGCUUCCGUUGCCUAGAAAUCGAGAACCUCAAGGACACAGCGAUAAUACUCUUCUCCUCUGGUACUACUGGCCUGCCGAAAGGAGUGCAACUGUCGCACAAAGCGACCCAAGAUUUGUUAGAAAAUAAAAACGAGUUCAAUCUACUCAUGGAGACGCCGCUGUGGUUCAGUUCUUUGUAUUGGAUCAGCGGCACCUUAUUUAACCUAAAGAGCAUCUCCCUCGGCUUGAAGAAAUACAUCCCACCGGAAUUCGAAGUGCAAACAGCCUAUGAAAUCAUAGAGAAGUAUAAGAUUACGUGGUUAAUGUUGAGUACCAGUAUGAGCAAUCGAUUUAUACGGUAUAAAGGUUUGCAGAAUUACGACCUCUCGAGCUUAAAGUGCCUCUUCGUAGGCGGUGCCACUUUGAAAAAGGAAUCUCAAGAUCUACUGACGAAAAAUCUGCCACAUACGACAGUAUUACAGGGUUACGGCAUGACUGAACUAUCCGGAAUAUGUGCUGUUCAAAGGCCGAAUGCUACUAGCGGUUCCUGUGGCACGGUUUGCACAAACUGCGAACUGAAAAUCAUUGACGUUGAGACAGGCACCAAUUUAGGUUCGAAUCAACACGGUGAAAUCUGCGUGAAAUCACCCAUUGUAAUGAACGGUUAUUAUAAAAACCCGGAAGCAACGAAAGAAAUAAUCGAUAACGAUGGUUGGCUACACACGGGCGACCUCGGUUAUUAUAAUGAGAAAGGGGAACUGUUCAUUGUUGACAGAUUGAAAGAAAUCAUUAAAUUCAGGGGAUACCAGAUAGCACCGACUCAGAUUGAGAACCUCUUACAGUUACACCCGAGUGUCCUGGAGGUCGCAGUCGUCAGCAUACCUCACCCCACGGACGACGAGCAUCCCAUUGCUUUCGUUAGCACAGUGCCUAAUAACGAAGUGACCGCAGCUGAAUUGAUGAUGAAGGUGGAAAAUAAUUUAAUGGAUCCAUACAAGCUACGUGGGGGUGUAAAGUUUCUACCGAGUCUACCUCACACUCAGUCUGGCAAGAUAUCUAGGAAGGAAUUGAAAGCGAUGGCAAGGUCAUUAUCUGCUCGCUAAGUUUUAGCGAGUUUUAGUAUUAUUAUAUUAUAGAAGUGGAGAAAUUAGUAAUAAAUUGCAUAAUGUACCUGUUAUUUUACCACGGAAUGCAGUAUUUAUGUAAAUAUAUGAUAUUUUUAAUCUACGUAAUAUAUGAGAUAUUGCUAUUUAUUAAAGAAAUUAAUAUUUAUUUCAAAACAAUUUGUUUCUCUCAUAAUUCUUCUGCGUGCAAUAAUUUUCUGUAAUAAUCAUAAAAGUGGAUCAAUGAUAUUAUGAUUCAAAACGAAUAAAAAAG